Paramecium sonneborni is the source of this 707-nucleotide messenger RNA. The record is from the annotation of a GenBank genome assembly. NCBI's taxonomy places the organism in Eukaryota, Ciliophora, Oligohymenophorea, Peniculida, Parameciidae.
AUGUACAAAAUAUAGGAUUGGAAUAUAUUUAUAAAUAUUAAAAGAUACGAUCAAAUAAUUAAAAUAGAACACUAUUAAAUUGGAAGAUAUUUAGGAAUAUUUGAAAGAAUUCAUAAAGAUGAUGUGAUGUAAUUAUAGAUUUCUUAUGUAAAGCGAAAAUAGUGGAUUAAACCAAAAUUGUCUGAAGUAUGGUAAAUGGAUGGAUUAUUAUGAAAUUUACAGAGAACAAAAUGGUAGCAAAAUUGAAAAUGGAAAACUAUUUUAAAAAAUUUAAUUAAGUAAUGUUAUCUUACUAAUUUUUAAAGUAAUGAAGAAAUUUACAAUGAAAGAGGAUUAAGCAUGAAAUUUUGGUUGAUAUAUCGUCAAAUUUUAGACGGUAAAUAAUGGUUAUUAUUAUUUAGUGAUUCAUAAGUUACAUUUAGGAACAUAAAAUUGGAUUAUGGGAUAUAAUUUUUCAAUAAAAUAAUUAUGUAAUAUAUUUAUUUAUUUUUAGUACUAUGGAUAGAAUUGAGCUAUACAUUUUAAGAGUAUAAUCUAAUUUUAUAAUUAGUAUGAAUCAAUAAUUAAUAUCUGGAAUUUAUGAUAAAGUCAAAAAAAUAGGAAAAUGGAUUGAAACAAAAAAUUAAGCAUAGGCUUCCAUAUUACUAAAAUAUAAAUUUAUUUCUAAUAAUUUCAAUUCCCAGAUUUUCCAAGAUCUAAAUAGGUGA